UGCCACUGGUCACAUCCGGGGAACUCUGUGCUCUCCAGCUGCAUCCCCGCCUCGUUAACUGACGAGCAGACUGACACUUUCUGCCGGUUGACCGGGCAGGAAAGACUCAAACUCACGGGAUGUCAAGGCUGGAACCGGGCAAACAUGUGAAAAGGGGAGUUGCGAUGAAGUAGCCUAGUUGGAAGGAAAGGCUACGAUAGAGGAAAAGAUGGCGAACAACUCAACUUUAGACAGCGUGUUUUCUAACAGAACAGGACAGAAUUCAUCUCAACCGUCUCCGUUCACCGAAAUCCGGGAGAAUCCGCUGAAGACUUAUCUCCUGGGAAUCAUCAUUUCGAUAUGUGGGAACUUCCUCAUCAGCAUUUCUCUGAAUAUACAGAAAUACGCCCACAUGCGCCAGUCCCAGCUCGGCGACUCCAGGCCCUACUACACCUCGGUGCUGUGGUGGAGUGGCGUGGGUCUGAUGGGACUCGGGGAGCUGGGGAACUUCGCAGCCUACGGCUUCGCCCCGGCCUCCCUCAUCGCACCACUGGGCUGUGUUUCAGUCAUAGUAUAUCUAACCAAGGACAGAGGAAGAGACUGUAGGAAUCUGCGGCACGAGAGCUUCUCUCGGCGACGAGACUCCUGGCUUCAUGAGGAGUUGCUAUGGUUACAGGAGAUGGAUCUCGUCUGUCCCAAAGGUAGAGGGGAAACCCUGAACCGUGAGAUGAGCUCUCUGUGUGGGAUGUUAUCAGCCACCUGGUGGGCAGGAUCAACCAAACCAGUCAACAUCUCCUAUUUCAUCUCUGUGGUGGAUGACGUCAUCUCUGGGUGGCGCACUAGCAGUGGUGGGAACCUAUCUCCUGGUCACCUUUGCCCCCACACCUCUACCCACAUCACCGCCCACCUGGUCCAGAGAUACGCUGUCAGCUGGCAGUUCCUGAUUUACCUGUCUAUGGGGGAUCAGUGUUUUCAGAAUGGGAUCCUGCUCUAUUUGUACAAGAGGAGGAAUAUCAAGCAUGUAACCAUAGUGAUGCUGCUGGUGGCUCUGCUGGCCUCCCUGACGGUGAUCUCGGUCAAAGCUGUGUCUGGGAUGAUCACGGAGUCCCUAAAGGGAGAUCUCCAGCUCACCUACCCCAUCUUCUACGUCAUGGUGGUGGUCAUGGUGGCCUCCUGUGCCUUCCAGAUAAAAUGGGAUGUCGUCCCCAUCAACUUUGUGUUCUUCACUGCCAGUGCCAUUACAGCAGGAAUAGUAUUUUACCAGGAAUUCCAGGGCUUGGCUUUGCUCAAUAUUUUAAUGUUUCUCUUUGGCUGCCUGCUCUCAUUCAUUGGAGUCUUCCUGAUAGCCAGAGACAGACCCAAGAUCAAGACUGAAAACAUUACCUUUAUAGCCAUGGGGAAAAUACCAGGGAGAAAAUGUAAGGACAAGGUCCAGCCGGAGGCUAAAAGCAACACGUACGGAUCUCUGGCAGCUAAACUCAUGUGUAACAAACCUGGCCCACAGGACGACUCCUAAUAUCAGCCACACCUGUCUGUCUGUGUACAGAGACUACCUGUGUCAACACUACACAUCUCUCUCCUGGGUUGCCAGACUGACUGACUACAGGGACAAAGUGAGAGCACUGUCUCCAUUAGCAAAAAAUUCCCCAGAUUUUCCAGAAAUCCGUGUAUCUUCUAACUCGAUCCUGAUUCCAGGAGACUUUGCUGAAGCAGGAUUUCUGGGAAAAACCUGGAUAUCUUUGGGAAGGUUACAAUUGUCAGGGAAUUGAACUCUGUUGCUACAGAUACUGAGGAGACGUCUCAGGAUCGAACCCAAAUGCACUACAGACACAAAUAAAACUUUAUUUAAUUCUCAAGGAACCACCUGAUAUUCUCUGUUAAUACGAAAGCAACUGUUGGAUCGAGUUUCUGAUGAGAUGGUUUCAAUCAUUGAUUUGUUAAUAAACUGGAAUGUGAUAUUUAAA
Molecule: messenger RNA, 1943 nt
Organism: Oncorhynchus keta (chum salmon)
Lineage: Eukaryota; Metazoa; Chordata; Actinopteri; Salmoniformes; Salmonidae
Product: NIPA-like protein 2
Exons: 12
Coding region: 209-1495 (428 amino acids)
Biological process (GO): magnesium ion transport
Cellular component (GO): membrane
Molecular function (GO): magnesium ion transmembrane transporter activity
Source: RefSeq, a predicted model, not a curated record